AUGGCGGACCGGAUUCACCGCGUGACCAUGUUCAAGAUUGCCGAUGAGGGGCAGCAGAAGCAGCUGAUUGAGCAGUACAAGAUUUUGGGAGGCUCGCAUAAGAAGGACGGAAAGCCGUACAUCCUCUCCAUGGUCGUCGGACCGGCCGUCGACGACCCGCGCGCCCAGGGCUUCACCAUUGUCGCAAAGACCGAGUUCGCCUCGCUCGAGGACAUGAAGUACUACGACGACGAGUGCGCCGCCCACGGCGUCCUCAAGUCUUUUGUCAAGGGCAACCUGACCGUCGGCGGCGUCAUGUCCGUCUACUUUAAGCCCGAGGCCGUUUCCGUCUUGUAG
This is a messenger RNA of Colletotrichum acutatum, 336 nucleotides long. Its product is annotated as stress responsive A/B barrel domain-containing protein. The record is from RefSeq and is a predicted model, not a curated record. The transcript is spliced from 2 exons. Lineage: Eukaryota; Fungi; Ascomycota; Sordariomycetes; Glomerellales; Glomerellaceae. Bases 1 to 336 code for a protein of 111 amino acids.